CCGCCUGCACUGUUGCGAUAACGAUAGCCACCAGCUGUUUUUCUCGCUCCGACUUAAACGUUUUCUUCCCCGUUUGGGGCAAAACAAAACGUAAUAACUACCAAACAUUCAGCACGUGCGGCGCCAGAAUUCAGGACGCACUGCAGCGGGCGAUAAGAGCAGAAAGCAACGCGGAUGUGCAACAACGCCUGAUAGCAACGUACAAUGAACGCAUUGCGCAACAUUUUCACAUCGCGAACUCUCAACUAUUUGCGCCAGAAUGGACAAAACGCGAUCCUCAACGCCACCCAGCAGCAGCAGGCGGUGGACGCGGUGCCGCUGACCACCGAUGCUGACCAGCAGCUAAAGGCGUCGCGUCCAGCACCGCUUUCCAUACCGCGCUCCAUACUCGAUGCCUGCCAUUUCACGGCCAAACAGUUUGACCUGGGACGCAACACGUCCGGGAACCAGGCGAAUGGCUCUCUUUCGCCAACGACACUGAAGCGCUUCGGACGCAUGCAACGCCGCAUGGAGCUGGUGUACCGCUGCAAGCUGUGCAACACCCGCAACACAAAGACCAUCAGCGAAGAGGCCUACUAUAGCGGCGUGGUAAUUCUCCAGUGUGACGGCUGUGCCGUUGACCAUUUGAUCAAGGACAAUCUGGGGCUGUUCACCGGCAGCGAUGGCGAUAGCAGCAUUAGCUCUGGAAUCAGUACCAGCAAGAAUAUCGACCAGGUGCUGGCCGACCGGCAUGCCCGCGUCCGGGUUAUCAAGGUGAACGAACGCGGCGAGCUGAUUUAGGAACUCUAGUCAAGGGGCAUCAGUACAGGAGAGAGCCUGGUGCCGUCAACCUGCGAAUCGUGUCUGAGGAGGACACACUCGUCUACACGGGGUGGCACAUUGAACCCAAGCAUUCAAGCACCCAAGUACCCAAUUGCAAACCAGAAUCCCACAUUCUGUUUCCGAGCUAAACCGGCUGUAAAUAAUAAUUGUACUGUAAUUGUUGAUUGUUUCGGGCCGUGAGUAAUGCCUAAAAAGUGAUUAAAGGAACGCCCAGUUCAAAAGCUAAAAACAUA
Drosophila erecta is the source of this 1055-nucleotide messenger RNA. Its product is annotated as DNL-type zinc finger protein. Bases 205 to 780 code for a protein of 191 amino acids. Gene Ontology annotation, cellular component: mitochondrion. Lineage: Eukaryota; Metazoa; Arthropoda; Insecta; Diptera; Drosophilidae. Gene Ontology annotation, molecular function: protein-folding chaperone binding; zinc ion binding. Gene Ontology annotation, biological process: protein stabilization; protein folding; protein import into mitochondrial matrix. The transcript has a single exon. The record is from RefSeq and is a predicted model, not a curated record.